AUGGAUGUAGCUUCUCCAUUGGAACUGCGUUACUCUCAGCAAGGGCAUAAUUUACCUGGACAACCGUCCGCACAGUCGCAGAUUCCUUCCGGUGUUCUGCGAUCGCCGUCCACAGAUGGAGUUGUUCCAACACCAAUAGCGCCUCCGAUGCAGCCACCCACUAGCCCAGAGAAGUUUCAGCAAUCAUCUCAAGUUGCACCUGUACAACCCAACGCUAACACCACCACCACCAACACAAAUGGCAUUGGUCAUCCUCCGUUGAAUGCACAACCAACGCCAUCGGUGGCACCAUCGUUCGGCACGCAAUCCCACUCAACAAAUGUUCAUUCACAAGCCCCAAAUGAAUCCACCGCUCCACCUGCAUCAUCCAUGAAUGGCUCUAAAAUCCAACAACCGUCAGCCAUUCCCCGAAUUCGACCAUCCGGAAUCCCGCGACUGUCCAAUCUGCCUCGUCCAAUGCCUUCCUCCCCAUCCUUCGACUUGUCUCAUUCCAAUGGGCAUGCCCCCACCCUAUCCCCAGCACCGCCGUCAUCCGGGAGAGCACCGUCAUCGGCCUCCAGCUCUCAUUACCCGAUUAGUACUCCCAUAUCUCCUCUAUCCGCACCACCACAUGUCGAAAACCCACUCUCCGGCUCCAGCCGACCAUCCUUGGGGCACAUGGAUCUGGCCACACAUAACGAGAAUUACACACGCCAGUACUCCGGUCGAUCUCGUGCCGGGGUUCGGUCAGCCACGAAUCGAGGAGACCGAGCGACUUCAGAACGUGCCCCAAGAGUGAUCACCUCAAAGAUUAAUUCCCUGAAAAAUGUGCAUCACAAACCCGGUGGUGGAAAUGUUGCUAUUGUGAAUGAGAAAGUCCAAUUGGGACCGAUCAAGAGCAAGUGCAAUUCAUUCGCCAACGUCAAACACAAACCAGGCGGUGGAAAUGUGACGAUCGUGGACGAGAAGAUCGACAUGAGCUCAGCUCACUCUCGGGUUGGUUCGUUACAGAAUGCCAAACACGUACCGGCCGGUGGUAACGUCCAGAUUGUCACUCAAAAGUUGGACUUCGACAAAAACGCGAAGCCGAAAGUGGGUUCUAUGAAAAACGCGAAUCAUCGACCUGGUGGCGGUGAUGUCCAGAUCUUCAACGAGUCCCUUCCGUGGCUCAAAUACAACAAGCCGAAUCUUCCUCCGGAUGAACGCGCCCGUAUCAACAAACAGCGCUCCACCAGUCAUAGCGGAAUGAACAGUUCCAUGCACUCGGGUAGUACCGGUUCGUAA
Messenger RNA from Echinostoma caproni, 1263 nucleotides. The record is from the annotation of a GenBank genome assembly. Lineage: Eukaryota; Metazoa; Platyhelminthes; Trematoda; Plagiorchiida; Echinostomatidae.